Lecanosticta acicola is the source of this 3673-nucleotide messenger RNA. NCBI's taxonomy places the organism in Eukaryota, Fungi, Ascomycota, Dothideomycetes, Mycosphaerellales, Mycosphaerellaceae. The record is from the annotation of a GenBank genome assembly.
AUGGCUCUCCCGCCGGAGGACAGACCGCCGGGCGCGGUCAAGCAGACACUCUACGACGAUGACCCGCCUUCACAGCAGAACCCGGCAUCUCUGGCGAAUGGCCCGUCCAAUCUAUCCCUGAGGCCACACGACGACUCUGCCUUGGCCCACUCCCACUCACCGCAAGAUCGCUCAAGGCAAUCCCACGACCGGUCGCGGCCCUCUGUCGAAGCUAGCAAAGAGCGCGGGAGUGAGAAGAGAUCAAAGUCCAACGGUCGGCGCCCAAGUGGACAGCAGCGAGUGUGUGGGAAAUGUGGUAAACACUUGACGGGCCAGUUUGUGCGCGCAUUGGGAGAUACAUACCAUCUGGAAUGCUUCACGUGUCAUGUAAGUAUUGGCGCACAGGAGGAUUUUUGCUCUUCGAUAGGGACAAGCUGACAAGUCCCAGGAUUGUGGUAAGAUUGUUGCCUCCAAGUUCUUCCCUGUGCCAGAGCAGCCUCCGAACCAGUACCCCCUGUGCGAGACCGACUACUUCAGACGACUCGACCUGCUAUGUUAUGCAUGCGGCGGAGCGCUUCGUGGCUCGUACAUCACGGCACUGGACCGCAAAUACCACAUCGAGCACUUCACAUGCUCCGUUUGUCCGACCGUCUUUGGCGCCCAGGACUCAUAUUAUGAGCACGAAGGCAACGUGUAUUGCCACUAUCACUACUCCACCAAAUUCGCGCAGAAAUGUAACGGAUGCCAGACUGCGAUUUUGAAGCAGUUCGUCGAAAUCUUCCGGAAUGGCGUCAACCAGCAUUGGCACCCAGAGUGUUACAUGAUCCACAAAUACUGGAACGUGCGGCUACACGCUCCUCCACCCUCUGGUUCUGAGGAGGAGGCGGAAUGGGAGCGACAGAGGCAGGAGAACGAAGCCAGCGAGGGAGAUGCAAGUGAGGAGCAACGAAAAGUGGUCCGCAACGAGGAGGAAGCCGUGGAAUACAAGGUUCACUGGAUAUGGCAUACGCUCUCGACUUUCGAAGAGCGCUCAGCCACUUGCAUCUCGGACAUGUUGCUGCAUGUUAGUAACGGAGCGUACAUGGAUGGAGUGAUGGCCGCAAAGAAGUUCAUAAUCCACGUUGACUUGCUCUUCGGCGCUGCGGAUGAUCUGGACCAUCGAUUGCAGGUGCGACCCAACAAAAAGGAUGAAAGGGGCGUCCGCACUUUCGAGGCAAUCGUGCAUCCUGGGCUGAGCUACAGCAGAGAGGCCAAGCUUUUGUGCAAGAAAGUCGUCGCUUUUUUCCAGCUUCUGGCAGAAAAUCAAGACAACGGCGUCCGGCGAUUGGGCGUCACCCAGGAACUGCUGUCACUCGUCACUGGCCUGGCACAUUAUCUGAAGCUGAUGAUCCGGAUCUGCCUUUCUGGAGCUUUGAAACUGGAGAGAGAGACCUCUAGCGCCGAAGGACUCGAGAACUUCCUAGGAGAUAUCGGCAAAUUGGAUGAUAGGCUCGAGUCUGAGAGUCAACGCGACUCCAGGGCUGAUGCAGCUAUGUAUGUGGACAAGAGCGCCGACACGUGCAUUGUCUGUAACAAGGCCGUAGAAGACAAGUGCUUCCGCCGAGACAACCGAGUGCUUCACACGCAGUGUCUGAGCUGCGCCAAGUGUGGGAGAGAUUUCAGCGACGAUGCAGGCGAUGCGCGAUGGAGCGAGAUCUCGCAGCGAGUCUUAUGCGACCAUCAUGCGCCAUCAGAUGCAAGAGCUGGAGGAUUCGUCCCGGUUUCCAGGUUACAGCAAUACGUGCAUCUUUUGCGAGUAGCACAUGCCCGGUUGCUUGCCACUCUUAGGACGAGUGGAGCGCUGCCGCACACCAGUGACGAUCCGAACCUGAGUGGGUACGAUUCGCGAGAAGGGCACACGCCUUCGCAAAGCACUGAACAGCCCGGUCUACUCCGCUCGAAUACACGAUCAAGGUCGUACGCUGGAAGAUCUGGGUCCCAAAGACAUCAGGGCGAGCCGAGUUAUGAAGAUACCAUGGGCGACAUCCGGCGAUUGCGGAGCACUAGAAUGGACAAGCACCUUUCUAAUGCAACUCGAAAAGCUCGAACGUCCAGGAUCAUUGACGGGCCUGAAGGCAUGCGACCUGGUUCUGCAGAUGGCGACAAAAGCCGGCGGCGAACAGGUACAUUUCAGAUUGUGGAAGACCGGGAAGGAAACGGAGAAUCCGUCAGCCAACUGGCGUUUGGCAGAAAUGAUGCGAUGACACUGGACGACAUUCCCCGAAUAGUUCAGGCGCAGCAAACUCGAGAGCAGAGACCGAAUGCCUCAAGGUACGCCAGGCAGCCGAUGAUACCUCAGGAACCAAAGCCACGACUGGUCAACGGCCACACACGAGAUUUCUCCAGCGAGUGCAUUGACAAGCCGGAGACAAGGCCUCCUGGCACCAAGAAAUACUUUUCUGAGUUGACCGCCUUGGAAUAUUUCAUCGUGAGGCACAUUGCCGUGCUUUACAUGGAGCCCCUUCUCGAAGGUCAUUUCAACCAGGAGGAGCUGCUUGAUCUCAUUGAAACGAAGCGGCCGACGUUCUGGAGCAAGUUUGGCAAAGCCUUCCAGGGUGGCAAAGAGAAGAAGGAAAAGCGGCCCAAGAAUGCCAUCUUUGGCGUUCCUUUGGAACAGCUCAUCGAGCGUGAUUACGAAGAGAGCACAGACGGCGUCGGGCCGGGGUCCCUGAAAAUCCCAUCGCUCGUCCAAGAAUGCGUGGCAGCGAUGAGGACCAUGGACAUGUCUGUUGAAGGCGUCUUCAGAAAGAAUGGCAACAUCAAGCGUCUCAAUGACGUCAAGGAGGAAAUCGACAGCAAAGGCGUCGUGGACGUCGAUCUCACCAGGGAGAAUCCUGUGCAGGUUGCCGCGUUGCUGAAAAAGUUCCUCCGCGAGCUCCCCGACCCAUUAUUAACGCACAAGCUGCACAACCUCUGGAUCACCUCACAGCAGAUCGAUAAUAGUGAGCGAAGACGACGGGUGUUGCAUCUCACCUGCUGCUUGCUUCCCAAGUCUCACAGAGACACCAUGGAGGUGCUCUUUACUUUCAUGAACUGGGUGUCCAGUUUCAGUCAUGUCGACGAGGAAAGUGGGAGCAAGAUGGACAUUCAUAACCUUGCGACUGUCAUUACGCCCAACAUACUGCAUCGCGGAAAGGAUCACGUCCCAGUGGACGACAGCUUCCUGGCCAUUGAAGCGGUACACAGCCUGAUCGAGUGCAAUGAGAGCAUGUGCGAGGUAAGUCUCAGAAUGGAAGCGCAUCUGUCGAGAGAAAUAGCGCUAAUGUCCGUGCAGGUUCCUGAAGAUCUCGCAAUGAUCCUCAACGACUCGUCGCUCUUCAGCAACAGUGCUGAUAUGACAACAAAGGAGAUUCUGAAGCGGUACGGAGACCGGGCCAAGGCUCCCACGGUCAACAGUGCGCAAGGCACCUCCGUGGCCACCAACAACACGACAUCGCCGCCAGCUUCAGCAGCAGCUGUCACGCGAGUUGACACGGAUCCACACCAGGCGACAGCAUGGCAGAACGAGAGUUCUGUCCGGCAUGUUGGAAGCGACGCCAUGACACCGCCGACAUUACCGUAUGUGAACCCCAGCGCGAGCUCCGAGUCACACGGAAGCCCCAAUCGUGGUAGCAUGCGGCACGACAAACAACAGCGUGCAAUGGGCAUGGCAUGA